GGCAUCGCAUCGCAGUAUCAUUCUCCUCUCUCACUCGCAUCACCACCACCACCUGUGGAGUGGAGUGGAGAGAGCGAGAGAGCGAAUCCAUCCCCUCUCCUCUCCUCUCGUCUCCACCUGACCUGACCUGACCUGCGCAGCCAGGCAGCAGCGGCCAGUGGAGGACCGCCCGCCCGCCUAGGGUUUCUUUCGCCUCCCACGCCGCGCCCCCAUCUCGACCGCAUCGCCAUGGCCGACGCGGACGAGCUGUCCCGGAGGCUGGCCGCCGCGGACCAGGACUCCGACGACGCCGCCGGCACCAGCAACCUCUUCCAGGUGAUGCGCGCCGUCGAGGACGCCGAGGCCACCAUCCGACACCAGCUGGAGGAGAACAGCCGGCUCAAGGAGGAGCUGAUGCGCAAGACCCGGGAGCUGGACAGAAUCAGGUCAGAGGCCACAAACCAAACCUCUUCAGGUGGUCUUCUGGAUCAGGACCGGGCUGUCGAGCCCUACAGAGACUCGGUGGGGAAUAAGACGGCAGAGGACCAAAGAUUGCUCGGCACCUCUUCUUCGCCGCCGAGCUCUCAGGGCACUCUGCCUGGUCACCAGAAUGGGGCUGCCGAACGUGGGGAGCAGACGUUGCACGAUGCCGUGAUGAAACAACAGUAUCUGGACAGCGACCAGCCCGGUCGAGUGUCCAGAAAGCCAUCGGGGGAGCACAUCGCUGCCGAGGCUGGCGUGCGGUCUCACUUCUCUACCCCGUCGUCUCGGUCCCUCUCACCCACUAGGAACCGCAAGGAAGGAGAGUAUGAUUCUAGGCUCACUUUAGCUGGGCAAGGCAUGGAGAUGAGCUCAAACGUCAUCUGGAAGCAGGAUCUUCUUGUUAAGGUUAAAGAACAUGAAGAAGAGAUUGCACAUUUAAGAAGACAUCUUGCUGACUACUCAGUGAAGGAAGCCAAAAUACUUAAUGAGAAACAUGUUCUGGAAAAGCGCAUUGCAUAUAUGCGAAUGGCAUUUGAUCAGCAGCAACAAGAUUUGGUUGAUGCUGCAUCAAAAGCUUUAUCCUAUAGGCAAGACAUCAUCGAAGAGAACAUCCGUCUGACAUACGCAUUGCAGGCAGCACAUCAAGAGAGAUCAACUUUCGUAUCUUCUUUGUUGCCUAUUCUGUCAGAAUAUAAUCUGCAGCCUUCUGUUCAUGAUGCUCAAUCAAUUGUUGGCAAUCUCAAGGUUUUGUUUAUGCAUUUGCAAGAGAAACUCAUUAUUUCUGAGGAGAAACUGAAGGAAUCACAGUACCAGAUUACUCCUUGGCGUGCCGAAUCUUCAAAUAAUACAAGUGGUCCUGCGCAGUCACCUCCUCCUGGAAAUGCAUUGGUGGCUUCUAACCAACCCAGCCUUGACAUUGUGCCCCAGCAAGCAUAUUCUCAUGUACAAUCUCCAAUUUCUUCUCCCGUCCGAGCUAGACGGGAUUGGGAUUUACUGGCAAAUGACAACCGACAGGUCGUCCCAGCUGAGGCUGCUGCGACAAAUACAGAGCAUGGCAAUGCUGGAAGGGCCUCUCCUCCAAACAGCAACCAAAUUACCAAGGAUGCUUCAACGCAAGGAACUGAGCGUGAUUCUCGUGCUGUACGAUUUAACCUUGAAUCCGAGGAUCAAAACCCAUCAUUCACGGACCUUGUUAGGAGUGAUGUAUCAGAAAAUCUCGAGGGAGCCGAAACCCAAGCUUCACCUAGCUCGGCAUCUGGCCCCGAUGAUGGAAACUUGCCUUACCCUUAUCUUCCUACUGUCCUCGAGGAGCCCAGUACUUCUUUCUCUGAAGUUGCAGAGGAUGACCCACUGCCAGCCAUAGAUGGGCUAAGAAUCACAGGUGAAGCUUUUCCUGGAAAAGAACUUCAAGCAAGUGGGUAUUCCAUCAACGGGACCACAAGUUGUAAUUUUGAGUGGGUACGCCAUUUAGAAGAUGGAUCGGUAAAUUACAUAGAAGGUGCAAAGCAGCCCACGUAUUUAGUUACUGCUGAUGAUGUGGACUCUUUACUAGCCAUAGAGGUCCAGCCUCUAGAUGACCGGAAAAGAAAGGGGGAGAUCGUGAAGGUUUACGCUAAUGAGCAGAGAAAAAUUACUUGUGAUCCUGAAAUGAAGGAGCUCAUCAAGAAAAUUCUUUCUGCUGGACAUGUGUCCUAUGAAGUUCUACUACCUGUUAGAUUUAUAGAUAUGUGGGAACCUGCGGUAUUGGCAAUAAAGAGGGAAGGCUACAGCAUCAAGUGUAAUGGACAGCGUGGCGUUGUUAUCACAGAGAAAUUCCAGCAAGCUACGGCGAUCAAUAUCCCGUAUGGACACCCUACAGAGUUUUCGAUCCAGUCUGCCGAUGGUGCCGAAUACAACCUCAAGCCUGGAGAAAACUCCCCGUGUGUUUUGAGUUUGAAACCAAGUCACCGCUAUCUUAUAUCUUACAUUUGUGUUGAUGUUCAACUGAUGAGAGAGAUACACCCUGCAGGUCACGGGAUAGCAUCGUGCUGAUACUACGGCUCUUCAGAAUGAAGGCCAUCGAGAAGAGUAAAGGAAGAAAGAAGGGCAUCUUCUUCAAGUAGGGUAGGGGGGAGUCGAGUAGAUGGCUCGUGUUGCUUUAUUUCCUCCAUUGUAGCUAUUCAUUCAUUUGGAUGCGGUGUUGCUUUAUUUCCUCCAUUGUAGCUAUUCAUUCAUUUGGAUGCGGUCGUAGCGCGAUUAUUAUUAUUCUUGGUUGUAGAAAGAAAGAGAAUGAAGGAGGAUUAGGUAUGUAGUAGCACUAGUAGGUGGCUAACUAGCUAUAUAGUAUCUGGGUUCUCAUUCCUGUGAAUGAUGUAUUAUAUUUAUGUUGUUGCAGUUUAUAUGUAUUGUAUCUAUCUAUCUAUCUAUCUAUCUAUCUAUCAUCUGCCA
Messenger RNA from Aegilops tauschii subsp. strangulata, 2889 nucleotides. RefSeq lists its product as uncharacterized. Gene Ontology annotation, cellular component: plasma membrane. Lineage: Eukaryota; Viridiplantae; Streptophyta; Magnoliopsida; Poales; Poaceae. The record is from RefSeq and is a predicted model, not a curated record.